CAUGUUUUGUGCAGACUCUGGGAGUUGUGUGACUGAGGCAUUGCUUCAUUGUCUCUGGUGCAUGCAGCAGGUUUUGAAAUGAUUGUGCGUGUCUAUAGAGCGCUGUAUAUUCCCGAGCAUCCUCAUAAUGGUAGGAGCUUUUGGUUCCUGUGGUGGUCAGCUGGUUAUCAAAAUGUGGUUCUAAAUGUGCAAGAAGUGUAACGUGUUGCGAAGAGGAUGAGCAACAUUUAUGAGUCAGCUGCCAAUACGCUGGGACUAUUUUCCAGCCCCUGCCUGACGAAGGUGGAAUUGCGGGUAUCGUGCAAAGGGAUAUCGGAUCGGGAUGCACUCUCCAAGCCAGACCCCUGCGUCAUCCUCAAAAUGCAAUCACAUGGACAAUGGCUAGAGGUUGACCGGACUGAGGUUAUCCGCACCUGCAUCAACCCUGUCUUUUCCAAAGUUUACACGGUGGAUUUUUACUUUGAGGAGGUCCAGAGGCUGAGAUUUGAGGUCCACGAUAUUGGCAGUAAUCACUUGCAUAACGGGGUGAAAGAUGCCGAGUUCCUUGGAGGAAUGGAAUGCACUCUUGGACAGAUUAUUUCCCAGAGGAAGCUUUCCAAAUCACUCCUGAAACAGGGGAACACCGCAGGAAAAUCAUCAAUUACAGUGAUUGCCGAGGAGCUCUCAGGGAACGGUGAUUAUGUGGAGUUGACCUUUAGUGCAAGGAAACUAGAUGAUAAGGACUUCUUCAGCAAAUCAGACCCAUUUCUGGAAAUCUUCAGGAUGAAUGACGAUGGAACGCAACAACUGGUGCACAGGACAGAGGUCAUCAUGAACAACCUAAACCCAAUGUGGAAAGCAUUCAAAGUCUCUGUAAAUUCACUCUGCAGUGGGGAUCAUGAUCGCAAACUAAAGUCAAUAGUGUGGGAUUGGGAUUCGAAUGGGAAACACGACUUUAUUGGAGAGUUCACAUCAACCUUUGCAGAGAUGCGAGGGGCAAUGGAUGGCCGACAGGUUCAGUGGGAGUGCAUCAAUCACAAGUACAAAAUGAAGAAGAAAAACUACAAGAAUUCCGGCAUUGUUAUCCUCAAUCUAUGUAAGAUUCACAAGAUGCACUCUUUCCUUGAUUAUAUCAUGGGAGGAUGUCAGAUUCAGUUUACAGUUGCUAUAGAUUUCACGGCAUCCAAUGGAGACCCUCGAAACAGCUGCUCUCUGCACUACAUCCAUCCCUACCAGCCCAAUGAAUACCUGAAAGCAUUGGUGGCUGUCGGGGAGAUCUGCCAGGACUAUGACAGUGACAAAAUGUUCCCAGCCUUUGGAUUUGGAGCAAGAAUACCACCUGAUUUUAAAGUCUCCCAUGACUUUGCAAUCAACUUUAAUGAGGACAAUCCAGAAUGUGCAGGUAUACAAGGAGUAGUUGAAGCCUAUCAGAAGUGCCUUCCAAAAAUCCAGCUUUAUGGACCAACAAACAUUGCUCCAAUUAUCCAAAAGGUGGCCAGCUCUGCCUCAGAGGAAAUGCACACAAAAGAGGCAACACAAUACUUCAUCCUCCUGAUACUGACGGAUGGAGUGAUUACAGACAUGGCUGACACCAGAGAUGCCAUUGUUCAUGCGUCUCACCUACCCAUGUCAGUGAUCAUAGUGGGAGUUGGGAAUGCUGACUUCAGUGACAUGCAGAUGUUGGACGGAGAUGAUGGCAUUCUCCGAUCUCCAAAGGGAGAACCAGUUCUACGAGACAUUGUUCAAUUUGUGCCAUUCAGGAACUUCAAGCAUGCGUCCCCCGCUGCUCUUGCGAAGAGUGUCCUUGCUGAGGUCCCUAACCAAGUGGUGGACUACUACAACGGAAAGUCAAUUCCUCCAAAAUGUCUGUCUGACUACGAGUCUUCCCGAACUGUCGGACCCUAAUACUUUAGUAACCAUUUACUUAGUGCAAAUACUAAUGUAGAGCACGUCAGAGUGACUUUUAAAAUGAAUGAGAAGAAAUGUUUUGCAUGUUUAAACAACAAGGCCUGCAUUCUUCAAAGCUGUUGUACUGUUAAGAAAUUUUUACAAGACAGACUACUUUGCAUAAGAAACAGCAUGUCGCCUUGAAAUGUAUCAGUAUCUUUUUUUUAUACAGGUUUAUCUGGAUUUUACUAAAUUUCUUAAUAUUCUUACACUGUAAAGCAUUUUGGGACAUUUAUUGAAAGUUGAAAGAGAGCAGCAUUGGCUCUGUUACUAAUGAUGGAUUUUUCAAAUCAGAAGUUGCAUGGACUGUAUUUUGCAUGUCAGUAAAUAAAAAUGACAGUU
This is a messenger RNA of Hypanus sabinus (Atlantic stingray), 2268 nucleotides long. RefSeq names its product copine-4. The transcript is spliced from 16 exons. Gene Ontology annotation, cellular component: plasma membrane. The record is from RefSeq and is a predicted model, not a curated record. The coding region runs from base 217 to 1884 and encodes 555 amino acids. Gene Ontology annotation, biological process: cellular response to calcium ion. NCBI's taxonomy places the organism in Eukaryota, Metazoa, Chordata, Chondrichthyes, Myliobatiformes, Dasyatidae. Gene Ontology annotation, molecular function: calcium-dependent phospholipid binding.